GAUAGCGAAGUGCGGUUCCGAGUCCCACGACACCAGCAGGCGACGACGGGACGGGUCUGGACGACGAGGCUCACAUCAGGGGCCAGGGUCACGAACGACAGCAGCCGAGCCAACCCUCGAUACACCGAAACCCACGCAUUGAUUGCAAAUCAGCAAAGUGUGCAAAGUUUUCACUAGCAUGCAUACACAUACAUAUUACAUAGCUACGAACAAUUUGUCCCCGAAGGAUUAAUUAUUUAUAGGGCUGCAAAUUUCGAAGAUUGACCACGUCGCGUGAGAUUGGAAAAUUUUAGAUCGAUGUCGCGAAUUCGAGCGGAAUGAAUGAAGUGGUGACGGAGGAUUUUAUGAUUGACUUGGACGACGAGAAUGGUGGUGAUUUGUGCGACGACCUGUCCCGUACUGUGGCCCGUCGUACGUGCAGAGAACGAGGUUUCUUGUGUGGGUCACCUCGGGCAGAGAUGCGGUUUUCAGCUCACUUGUGAGAGGUAAAAAAUUCCGUGAGAGGUUGUAGAGGAGAUUUUGACGGGAGAUUUUCUUGGCGAGAACGUGGGAUUUGUUUUCAGAGCUGGGACCUCGAGCAAGUGGAGACCCUGGAGUAGAGCCAGGGUCAGCUUACAUAGUCAAUGCAGAGCAGGGUUCCAUGGGCGCAGGAGCUGGUGCUGCAGCCGCCAUAGAAAACGAACCUUCUCCACGACGAGCAGCCAUUGAGAAAGCACAAGCAGAACUCAGACGAGAGGUUGCUGUGCGAGAAGAGCGGCGAAGGGAAUUAGAGUUUCUGGAGAAGGGAGGUGAACUCCUGGAUUUUUUCAGUGCUGCAAAUUUUGCACUCCCACCUUCUUCACCGACCGAUCCACUGGCUGACCAGUUGCUGUCAAGUGAGGGGGAGGGUGGCCAUGCAUCAGUAGCCCUUACCAAUGGCGAUUCUGUGGAAAACAGCGUGGGCACUAGUCUUUGUGUCGGAAGAAGCUCAGAAGGUGGAGGUGAUCUCUGCCCUGGAGAAGAUUUUUUGAGCGCUGUCAUUGAACCACUAACCCCGUGGGAAGGCAAAGGUCGAGCUUCAAGAACAGGAUCCACCUCUUUACGAUCUCAUUCUGAUGUGAACUUGAAACGGGAGAGUGAAGGCUCUGGUGGUGGCCGAGCUGCAGUAAAGGGUCAAGCUUACUCCAGAAGAAAUCGCCCAAGAAGUAACCGCUUCGGUAAUGGACAUACACCCACAAGGGAUGUGGAAAAAGCGGGCGAGGUUGGUGUACUCCCUUCCAUUGAAAUCAAGGGAUCACCUGCACCGCCUGUGAUUUUUGAAGAGGUCACUGAAGAAAAUGAGACCAUGGUGGAUAAAAAAUUGCAGGUGCUACCAGCUCCUACACUGCUCUAUAACUCUCACGCUAGCACUCAGUUAGGGCCGGUAACUACGAAGGUGAUUGAGGAUUUGGAGGCUACCCAUUUACCUACAGGAAAGUCGUUUGAGCAGAAUUCUGUAAAAGCUGUGCAUGCAGCUGAUGACGCUCUUCAAACAGGAAGGGAAUUUCAGAUUCAUGAUCUUGCUGCUAGUAGUUGUGGUUCUCUACAACGGAGCAGCGAUUUAAGGGAAGAUGUUUGUACAGGAAUUGUUGUAAAGGAUGAGCUUGUGGUAGUCGGUGAUUUGAAAAAGGUGGAUCAGACUUCAUUAAGUCCACAUGUGGAGAAAAAUGUAGAUUCGAGGGACGGUGGUGCUGUGUCACAGCCUUCAGAACAGGUACUAGGCAACAACCAAGCGGCUUCAGAUAAGGCCUGUGGUCUCCCGAGUAUGGUAGAGGAUGAGAGUGCCAUCGUUAUGAUCAUGGAUGAGAGCUUGGGUUCUCGAACAUCAAAGAAUGAAUGUAAAGAUAAGUCUACAGUAGUUUCAGAAACUAAGGGUGAUAGGGUCAUAGAUAGAAGUACAAUUAUCACCAAGCACGGUCCUGACUCCAUGUUGACACCUACUAUUGAUGAUAAGACAUCUGUACUACGUGAAGUAUCCUGUACAAUGCAACUUACCCCAAAAAGUUUGGAUACCUCCGAAAACAAGAGCAUUAUUUCCAGGAAGACCACCUCGACAGCGAGCAGUGGUGCCCCAGACCUUAUACAAAACGAUAAAGCAAGGAUAGAUGAUCCGCCUUCUGAUGCACGAGUGGAGGUCAAGGUUGAAGAAGGUCUAUCCGAAGUUGGAACAAGGUUGUCUACUGUGGAUACCCAAGUUGAAAGUGGACAUGAUGUGAAAAGCAUCUGUGUGGUCUCCUUACCACAGGAAGAGAUUAAAUCUGAAAGUCAGUCCACUCCUGUAUCUGCAGGGUCCAAUCGUGCUGGUUUCCGCACUCCAAAUUCCAACACAGCCUCAAUUAACAAAUUUCCUGGUGUUGUGCUUCCCUGGGAGAAGGAAAGGGACCCAAAUGUCAGAGCAGAAGCAGAACGGCAUAAAGCAGAUCUUUCUGCGAAAGCGAGAAAGGCGCAUGAAGACUAUAUCUUAGAGGAGGCAGAAAUUAUCAAGAAAUCUAAGAAAGACACGGCGGAGUGGGCCAAACGGAGCCCUCAUUUAGAACCCGCAAGGCGAAAGUCUCAUUGGGAUUACUUGCUGCAGGAGAUGGCUUGGAUGGCUAACGACUUCAUGCAGGAGCGUUUGUGGAAAUUGGCCUCGGCUACACAAUUCUGUCGAUGGAUUGCGGAACAAAGAGGUCAAUCCUCUGUUUUGCAACUAGCAGGAAUAAAGCAAAGGCAAGAAAGAGUUGCACGAGUUCUUGCUAAUGCGAUUAAUGAAUUCUGGAGAUCAGUCGAGUAUAUUAUACAUAAAGACAAGAGAUUGACUUUAUCAUCCUUGGAAAAUCAAGAGAGUGUGGUUGCUAUGAAGGAGGACAGUGAAGCAGUACCAAUGGAUGUUGACAUCCCUUCUAUACCUGAGGGAUCAACACAGCGAGUGGAGAAACUUCCGUCCAGAAGCAGGAAACCUCUUCCUGUUCAAAAUUACGCAAUCCGUUUUCUUAAGGAAUCGAUGGGGAGUGAUGUUGGAGCACAGGCAGAAGCUCCUUGCACACCUGAGCGAAUCUCAGAAGCUAACAGCGUCUUAGACCCAUUAUGGGAAGAUCAAUUUCCCGAGGAACCGUUGUUUUAUCUGGUUCCAGAUGGUGCUUCGCGAGCAUAUAGAAUACUGAUUGAGACAGAGAGGUCUUCACUUGAGAUCGAGCAUGAGCAGACCCUACACGAUCACGCAGCUGCGAUCGCUGAUGCAGAAGCAGUUGCUGAGGCUGCAGCUAACGCGGACUUCAAUGUGUCGUUAUCUGUGGGGGAAGGUCAACCUCUAUCAGUCUUGUCUUCUCCGAUGAAGGGAUUAAGGGCAGAGGAAGACGAACUUGGAGGGCAGUUUUUGCCCAAUGCUUUAAGUAGUAUAGCGAAGAAAAAACGCAAGAAUAUUCUUAAGUCGAAUGCAUCCAAAGGUGAAGGUAUAUCAUCGUCAGGGCCCACACAUCGUCCUCCAAUAGCACCCGGUCUUGAUAGCACCGCUGUGGUACAAUCUCCUCUUGUUACCGGUAAAAGAUCUCUAUCAGUUGGUCCUGGGAAUAUAGUUGGAAAUGUUGGAAGCAUUCCAACCAAGCGUAUGCGCUCGGUCUCUAGUGCUCGACAGCGUGUUAUGGGAACAGCUAGUCCGAAUUCUUUUCCCAGUCCAGGCGGUCUUUUACAAAGGACAAUAUUUUCGUCCGGAGCGUUGAAUUCUCAUCAAGAUGAAGUACGCAACUUGUGUGAUGACACUGCCACAAGAAUUGAAGCAGAUGCAACUACAGUUAGCGUGAAAAACGGAUUAGGAGCUGGGUGUAACAACUCUUUUGUGAAUUCAAAAUCAAAGAAGAAAAAAAAGACAAAGCAUUUCAGUGGGCAAUUGAGUUCUGUCAAUGCUGUUAAAGGAGAUGGAGCUCCUUCAGUGAAUACAGCUUCCUCUACCAAACAGACGCCUGAAGCAGAACACCGGUCGGUUUUUGAUCAGUUGAAGCGGAAAGGUGAUCAAGUUAAUGCGGCGUCCGUUGAGCUGGAUACUGGAGGAAUUGGAUCUUCAGCAGACACACCUGAAACGCCCAGUUCACAAGGGCAGCAGCCAUCAAAGAAAGCGAAAGUUUCAAAACAAGCUUCUGAUCUCAAUCCUGAAGCCGCUGCAGCUGCCAUCAGUACUGCAGCAACACAGUCAGGAUCGUUGGUCGCUAAUACAUCUUCCACAAGUAAACUUUUACGACAAAAUAGCAACCGAGAUCGCAACAGAAAAACCAAGUCUACCAAGGUUCCCUUAACUCAGCCAGCGGGAAUCGGUAUUCCUUGGUCAACCAUUGAAGAUCAGGCUAUUUUUGCCCUUGUCCAUGAUCUUGGACCGAAUUGGGAACUAGUCAGUGAUGUUCUCAGCUCCAGCUCUCAGUUGAAGGGUAUAUUUCGCAAACCAAAGCAGUGUAAAGAACGAUACAAGUCUCUCUUGGAUCGAAUGUCUGUCGGAGAAGGUGGUGAUAGUCCAGAAGAUCCAAGCACUUCUCAACCUCACCCUUCUACUCUUCCUGGAAUUCCAAAGGGAAGUGCGAGGGUUUUGUUACAGCGUAUACAAGGUCCAAUGGAGGAAGAUACACUCAAAGUGCACCUUGAGCACAUAGUGCGCGUUGUACACAAGUUCCGUGCUCUUAAACCACCGACUGAGGAGCAAAAACUACUUGUCCAACCUCAUGCAUCUCACUUGAAUGCAAUUACUCAGUUUUGCGCGAAUGGUUAUCCGACUCCCUCCGAUCUCUGUGAGAUAACUGCGGCUGCUCCAGAAUUAGGUGGUCCAGCAUAUCAGCUGCCAGGGCAACAUCUUCCAGGUGUUUUGGCAGCAGGUUCUGGAAUACGUCCUGCUACCAAUGGGCUACCAGUCCUUCCUAGCGCAAGUAAUCUCCACAUGGGAGUACCUGCUGUGGCACCCUCAACUACUGCUGCUAGUGCUGCAAGGGAUGCUGCUGUAUACAGGGAUGUACAUCGUUUGGCUGCCAUACGACCUUUUUCUCCUGAAGAUGCGCAACGUGUACGAUAUCAUCGUGCGAUGGCUGCUGCGCGUGGUCUUUCGGUCUCUGGACCAACCGUAACUGCUGGCCUGCCUAUGAUGGGUUUACCGAGUCCCAGUGACUGUCCUGUUCCUUUGUUGGGUUCAGGUAACAACAAUAUCGGAAUGAUGGGUGGAAUUAGUAGAGGUAUGUCCUUGUCUAGACCUGGUCUUCCAGGGAUGGGCUCACCAGGUGUUCCUGGUAUCGGUCCACCUCCUCUUGGCAGCGUGUUAUCAACGGGAGGAGUCGGUAUCGUCAGUGCAGGUCCAACCGUGGGCCCGACAGUUGUUCCUCAGCAAGUCAACCUUAUAAGACGAUCCCGAGAGCAGCAGCUAGUCAGGCCGGGUCGGUCUAAUGAAGAUCAAAGGAGAUUCAUCGAAGAGCUCAAGCAUCAAGCUGCUCAGGGAAAUACUCAAGCUGCAACGGCCUUAAGCAGCCUUGGAAGUGAGGUGACGAGGGAAAUGAUGGCUGUUCAAGCCCAACCGUUUCAACAGCUGCAGCAUCAAAACCAUCAACAGCAGCAGCAGCAGCAGCAGUACUUAGCUGCUCGAAUGGCUAAAGAGCGACAAAUGCAGCAGCAACAAAAACAGAGAUUGCUUCAGCAACAACUUCAGCAACCUCAGCAACCAUCUUCUCUGCAACCACAAUUGCAGACGCAGAUGCAACAACAGCAGAUGCACGGAAUGUCUCAGCAACAUGUUCUUCCCCAACAAUCACACUUGUCCCAACAACAGCACCUGCUAAGUUCACAGCAACACAACCUCCAAAAGCAGCAAUCGCAGCAAGGCCCUCAACAGACUGGUACUCUUUCAUCACCAUCUCUGCAACCUACGACAAUUCCCUCAAUGCAAUCAAAUCAUCAACAACAUCAAACAUUAUUACAGCCUCAACAACAAGCACCACCCUUGGGCCAGGUUCAACAACUUCCUGUACAGUCGAAGUUACAACCACCCAAGCAGGCACAGAAGCAUCCGCAUCUGCAGCAGGCUUCACAAGUGGUGCAGCAGCAGCCACCAAGAGGUUCUAAGGGAGUUGUUCGAGGAAACAUGCUAGUUCAGGCACUACCAGGCUCUGGGCAGUCAAGUAUGCUACCUGGUAAUGUAUCUGCCGGAAGUCAGCCCCAACAAGUGGCAGGGCAGCAAAUAGCCCAUUCAAUGCAAGGGCAGAGGCACUUGAUGCCUUUGGCAAAGCCACUUUCUCAAACGUCGACGCAGGUUAUGACAGGCCAAUCAGCCCAUAUGCAAGCUCAGCAAAAUCAGUCAAUGGCCGGGCCUGUCCCACAAGGAUCUCUCGGUGGGUCGCAGAAGGUUGUGUCUCAGCAGCCAACUCAACUGGGUACUAUGCCAUCCAAGCAGUUGCAACCGUCUCCAUUACCAAGUGCCCUGCCAUCUCAGCAGCAGUCACCUGCACCUCCCCUUCCAACGCAGCAACAACAGACAUCGCCACCAGCAGCACAGCAACCACAAAUUGGUUCCUCGCAGCAGUUGCAGGUUCAACAACGUCGACCGUCCCAACAAGCACAGAUCCAGUCUGCGCAAAGAAGAAUUCAACAACGACAACCAGUUGCAAGUGUUGGUGCACCUAUGAUAGGUGUCCUGGGUAAGAAUGGCUCUUCAACUCAACAAGGUCAGGUUCCUGCACAAAUGUCUUCUCAGCCUGGACAUGUUACUUACACACAAGGAUCAAGCAUGGCUGUGCCUAUGAGCAUGAUGAGUGCAAGUUCUGGUGCUUCGGGAUUAUCCUCAUCUGGUAGCCCAAGUUCCAGUGGGGUGCACUCCACGCCGUGGAAACCUGGACAAGUAGUUUCUCCCAUGUCCUCUGGAUUUUAUAAUCUAAGUAGGAGCGGGAGCCCAGGCGCAGCUCAACUGCCUUCUAUUGUUAGCUCAUCAGGAAUGCACUUGGCUUCUUCUAACGGAAACAGUGGAAUGUCAAUAACUGGUUCUGGUCCCCCCCAUGGAGUCAUUGUUGGUAGUCUUUCACAACCUUUGCAAGUAGGUUCUGGUGGUCAUGGAUUAAAGAUGGGUCUGGUUACUGGAUCCAACCCGAGGGGUGUAUCAACUACAUUGCAAGGUGGGACUCAGCGUUCAAUACAACAUCAUGGGAACUUACCUGCCUCUCCUGCCAUUGGUGCCACGCAACAAGUGAGGUCUCCUGUUCCUGCAUCUUCAGCUGGAAUGAUGCCAGUCUCUGCUUUGGGAACGAACACUGUCGCAGGUGUUUCCUCGUCUGGAUCUAUGGCCUAUCAAGCAAAUUCAAGCUCUCUAUCGGGUCAUUCUACAGCAAUUUCAAACUCCAUGCACAUGUUUUCUGUGCAGCCCCGGCAAUCACAUGCAGGUAGUGCAGCAGCGACUACUCCUGCUGUACCUAUGAAAUCUCCUCCGACUAGUGGUACCUCGCAAACAAGUGCCGUUUCUCCCAGCAGCCCAGCCCCGGUAAUACCUGCCAGUAACACUAUCAGUUCUUCAGUUGCGGAACCUAGUCCUCCGUAAUCAUUUAUCUGUCCAUUGUAAUUCACCCACCCCUGUAUUCUUGGGCUAACCUACCAUAAAGGUUGUACACAUCCUUGAGCCUUCUUUCGGAGAGGAGCUCGACUAGAAAAUUUCAUUUAGAAAGCAGUUUUGGUAGGUAAUUCUCGGCUCAAAUUUGUUUCUUGGAACGGUUUGGCACUCACGAGCCCGGAAGAUGCGUUUGUAAAUUCUCCUGCACAGAAUUUGCUUCAUGUACUCGUCACUUGAAGUUUGAAAGCUCGUUGGGCAUUGGCAAUGUAACAAAAUGAUAACGUUUCAUUACAUCUCGAAUAACACACUUUACGUGUGUGUGAAAGGUACAUAUCAUCUGAAUGUGGCCAUCCUUCAUGUAUGAUUUGAAGUCAUUGAAUGGUUGGUGAAUGCCCUAGCCGCCGUUCUUCACGGUAUUUACGAUUGUGCAUAUGCAAGGUCCCAGGGAGGAAUCCAGGACUUCAAGCGGGAAGGGGCAGCAGGUAACCAUCAAGACCAGUCCUUGGAAGCCGUUGAUAAAUUAUUACGAAAAAUUGGAGACGUGGAAUACUAUAAGACUUUAGCCUAGUUGGAGACAAAGUUUCUUGGCAUUCUGCCAAAUCAUGAUGAUGUCUUCGUUCUGAACUGGAUUUGCAAAGUUUUCCUCAACGAAGGAUGGUAGUGGGGGCGACUACCCUCUCUUGCCCCACCUUGGAACGGGUUAACUUCAUCAGUCGUGUGCGCAGGCUACCCUCCCUGGGUCGAACUGUAAUUUUUCACUAACUGAAUGAUCAACACUUUGUCCAGUGAUGUACAUAAUUAAAAUUCAGUUACUCGAAUUUUUUUGAUAAUUUUCCAAGAUGCCUG
Molecule: messenger RNA, 8401 nt
Organism: Marchantia polymorpha subsp. ruderalis
Lineage: Eukaryota; Viridiplantae; Streptophyta; Marchantiopsida; Marchantiales; Marchantiaceae
Source: the annotation of a GenBank genome assembly